AUGCCCUGGGAAGAGCCUGCAGGCCAGAAGCCCAGUUGCUCCCGUGGUCAGAAAGCUUCCCGCACUGGGCCAGCUCGGAGGCCACGCUCCACCAGCGAGAUGGUGGCCCGGGCCCUCUCCUGCGUUUCCACGGAGUCGGUCCCCGGAGAGACUCCUUCGCAGCCUCGGAGCCUCCCUUGCCGCUCACGCGUCAGCAUGGACGACCUGUGGCUGGAGAAGUCCCAGAGGAAGAAGUUGCAGAGACAGGCCCAGGUUGAAAGGAGGAUGCUCGCGGCGAUUGUGCCCCAAGCUGGAGUCAAGAGUUGGAGGAAGACGAUCAUCACCUCUCCAGAGCCCUCGAAUCUCCCUAGAAGAAGUUGUCCGCUCUCCCAGAGUGCCCCAGUGGGACUGAACCACUCGGGCUGGCUGGAGCAUGUCCCUGACACGGGAAAUCCUCCCCAUGUUUGGAAGGGUAGCCAAGAGCUAGCCCAGUCUGGGAGCAUGCCACACUCCGCCCCACGAGAGGGGGCCCAGGACAAAUCCACCAUCCAGUCCUCUCCUAGUGGAGUCAGCAGGCCAGAUGCAAUCUAUGAUCCUAGUGCCUCCAGAGCUCAUGCCCGUGACAUUGGAAGGGUCUGUGAGGAGGAAUUUGGCUACCGCCUUCUGGGUGUAUGGCUAUUUCGCAAGCUGUAG
Molecule: messenger RNA, 672 nt
Organism: Carlito syrichta (Philippine tarsier)
Lineage: Eukaryota; Metazoa; Chordata; Mammalia; Primates; Tarsiidae
Product: rho guanine nucleotide exchange factor 4-like
Exons: 3
Coding region: 1-672 (223 amino acids)
Source: RefSeq, a predicted model, not a curated record